UAAAACCAUCAACCUCAUCAACCUCGCUCGUCGCUGCCGCUUGCACCCCCCACAUUUUGGAAACCCGGCCCUCCAAUCCCCUCAAUUGAUACUUCCACGCAGAUCAAAAUGGGUAUCUCCGACUUUUUCUCCGACAUCAUCUCCUCCUUCAGCCUCCCCGAGGCCCAGGCUGAGGCUCCCGCUGAGAACGUUGAGCAGUCCAGCAGUCAGGAGACCGAGACCGAGGAGAAGCCUGCUGUGACCGAAGAGUCGAGCGAAGAGACCGCCGAGAAGACUGAGGAGUCCGCCGAGGAGACUCCUGAGGAGCCUGCCGAGGAGGAGCCCGAGCAGGAGGAGGAGGAAGAAGAGGAAGAGGAAGAGGAAGAAGAAGAGGAGCCUGAGGACAUCAAGCCCCAGCUCGAGGAGGAAUGUGCCAACUCCGCUCAGUGCGCCCCAUACAAGCACCACUUCGAUGAGUGCGUCGAGCGUGUCACUCAGCAGCAGGAGGACGCCGACUACAAGGGCCCCAAGGAGGACUGCGUUGAGGAGUUCUUCCACCUUGCCCACUGCGCUUCCGAGUGCGCCGCUCCCAAGCUCUGGAAGUCCCUCAAAUAAGCGUCUCGCCCCGGGACAAUUCCCGCCACGUUUCUCUUAUGGUUCAAUGACAACGAGUUUAACGAUGGCGCAUCAUGUAUGGACCAUCCGGAUGAGAUACGAAGGGGGAGCUGUGGAGGGAACUCACAGAAUACAAAACGUCAUGGCGGCUGGCUGUUUCCGCUUGU
Aspergillus nomiae NRRL 13137 is the source of this 761-nucleotide messenger RNA. RefSeq names its product cytochrome b-c1 complex subunit 6 family protein. The annotation marks the transcript as partial. The record is from RefSeq and is a predicted model, not a curated record. Gene Ontology annotation, biological process: mitochondrial electron transport, ubiquinol to cytochrome c. Lineage: Eukaryota; Fungi; Ascomycota; Eurotiomycetes; Eurotiales; Aspergillaceae. The transcript has 3 exons.